AUGGACCUUACCAAUAUUUCUCUUCGUGUGUGGAACGAACGAUUCAACUCCAGCAAACUGGAUGCUGUCGCGAAAUUUCCUUCAACCGCUGGUCUCGCAUCGGUUUUCGCGAACGACCUUUUCAUUCGCCACCACCCUGCGUCUAACUACCAGUCCAUAUGGUCUAACGACAUCAAUGUUAACCCUGCCCUAGUUCUCAAGAAGCCUUCCGAGAAGCUCUUGGACUUCCUCGGCCCCGAAUUUGACUCUGCUGGCGACAACGCCCUGCUUCAAUCACGUCCUGCCAACCUUGAGUUGGCUGACCCGCGCUCUCUGGCUGUUGACGAUGGCGAUAACUCUGACCUUGAUGUGGAGCUUCCCGGAUCGAAGCAAGUGUUCUCGCCUGUAUGCGGUUCCAAGGCUUCUUCGAUGCUGCAAGUGCUCGACCAUAGUGAAUACGUUAUCUCCGACCUUGCGCUUUGGGCUUCCGAAUUGCUUUACGAGUUCAUCAUCGACUACGCUUUACCGUUGUUACCUGACCGCCGCGACCUUGACCCUCAUGUUGUUUGCAGAAGAGCCGCCGUCGAAAUUGAGAAACUCCUUGUCACCGUCCACCAGCCCACUCAACUCGUCGUGCAUACUUUGUACUACUUGAGUCUGGCGUUCCACUCUGACGAGGCCGACCCAGCGUCAUUGGUCGACCUAUUGGAUCACCAAGGCGCUACGAUUGCUCUCGCAGUGUUUAUCCGCCAGAUCUUCCUGAUCGGCGCUGUUCUUGCCGACAAGUGGCUCAAUGACAGAAGCUUCAGCUUGAUGACUUGGAGCUCAAUUGCGAAGGACGACCAACGUGACUUGCAAGUUCUGGAACGCGUUUUCUUGAAGGUCAUAGGUUACCACACAUGGAUGCGACCGGACGAAUACAUCUCUUGGCUACAAUUUCUCCAGGAAGAGGCCGGUUUCACUUUACACGAAGGUCCUUCGUUUGUCAAGCACGCCUCAAAGACAGCGACAGACGUUCUUGAAUGCCUCUUAGCCGAGGUGCAAACACCUACUCCUUCAUUAGUCUCGUCGCCUUCCUCCACGGUAUCAUCGUCGCCUUCGCUUUCUUCUCCGUUGACUCCUCUCGAUGACUUUGCCGCGUUGCCUGUCUUCUGCUUUGAAGAGGAUGCCUUGGCCGAACAAUACUUUGAUGUCUCGCUUCUUGACGACGUUGAACUUGAUACUCUCAGUCUUACCAAGGCCCUUUGCUCAGAGGAUGACCCCAUCUUCUUCAGGGAGCCUCGUACGCACUGCUCAGCCAUCGGAUCCCCCGAAUUGGAGACCUCGUGCAAGCUGAAUGUCGACCUGUUCAAGGUGCUGGAUGAUCCUAUCUACCGGCCGUCCGAGAAGUGCCGUCCCGUUGCUCCGAUUGCGAGGCCUGGCUCGUCUCUUCUGUUUGCCGUCUGAUUUGUUGACAGCCUUGGCCUAUAUCAGCUAGAGAUUAUUCAAUCGAUCGGAGUCCGUGCCCAUUGGCAACCUGAUUGCACGACAUC
This is a messenger RNA of Coniophora puteana RWD-64-598 SS2, 1511 nucleotides long. RefSeq lists its product as uncharacterized. Gene Ontology annotation, biological process: regulation of cyclin-dependent protein serine/threonine kinase activity. Gene Ontology annotation, cellular component: nucleus; cyclin-dependent protein kinase holoenzyme complex. The coding region runs from base 1 to 1425 and encodes 474 amino acids. Gene Ontology annotation, molecular function: cyclin-dependent protein serine/threonine kinase regulator activity; protein kinase binding. The record is from RefSeq and is a predicted model, not a curated record. The transcript has 3 exons. Lineage: Eukaryota; Fungi; Basidiomycota; Agaricomycetes; Boletales; Coniophoraceae.